AUGUAUCAUGAAGAAACAAAGCCGUAUUUAAGUUUUGACUGUCACACAUGGACUUUCAAAAAAUCUCCAAAGGAAACUGUCCUCAUUACAGGAGGAGGAGGCUAUUUUGGUUUCCGCCUAGGCUGUGCUCUGAACCAGAAAGGAUUCCAUGUGAUUCUGUUCGACAUCAGCAGCCCUGCUCAUUCUAUUCCAGAAGGAAUCAAGUUUAUCCAUGGAGACAUUCGCCACCUCUCUGACGUGGAGAGCGCCUUCCAGGAUGUGGAUGUCACGUGUGUGUUCCAUAUUGCCUCUUAUGGCAUGUCGGGGCGGGAGCAGCUGAAUUGGAGCCUGAUUGAAGAAGUCAAUGUGGGGGGCACAGACAACAUCCUCCAGGUUUGCAGGAGGAGAGGGGUGCCAAGAUUUGUUUACACCAGCACUUUCAAUGUCAUCUUUGGAGGUCAAGUUAUCAGAAAUGGAGAUGAAUCUCUGCCUUACCUACCUCUUCACCUCCAUCCCGAUCACUACUCUCGGACCAAAUCUAUUGCAGAGAAGAAGGUGCUGGAGGCCAAUGGUACCAGCCUGGUAAGAAGUGAUGGUGUCUUAAGAAGCUGUGCUCUUGGGGCGCCUGGAAGCUGUGCUCUGCGGCCGGCUGGUAUCUAUGGGCCUGGAGAACAAAGGCACCUUCCCAGGAUAGUGAGGUACAUUGAGAGGGGUCUGUUCAAGUUUGUGUACGGAGAUCCUAGGAACCUGGUUGAAUUUGUCCAUGUGGAUAACUUGGUACAGGCUCACAUUCUGGCCUCAGAGGCUCUGAGAGCUGCCAAGGGCCGCAUUGCCUCUGGGCAGCCCUACUUCAUUUCAGAUGGCAGGCCCGUGAACAACUUUGAGUUCUUCCGGCCUUUGGUUGAGGGCCUAGGCUACACGUUCCCAUCUGUCCGCCUGCCGUUGACCCUCGUCUGCUGCUUUGCUUUCCUAACAGAAGUGGUUCACUUCAUUUUAGGUCGACUCUACAACUUCCAGCCCUUCCUCACCCGCACAGAAGUUUACAAAACUGGCGUCACACAUUACUUUAGCCUAGAGAAGGCCCAGAAGGAGCUCGGUUAUGAGCCUCAGCCAUUUGACCUCCAGGAAGUAGUAGAAUGGUUUAAAGCCCAUGGUCAUGGCAGAAGUCCUGGGAAUCGUGACUCUGAGUGUCUUUGGGAUGGGCUGAUGGUCUUACUCUUGGCUAUAGCAGUUCUCACGUGGCUGCCUACUUUUAUGGUUCUGUCACUAUGAGGGAACUAGAAAUAAGGACCUGAACACACUUGCUGAGAUGGUUUUCAAGAACUAUGGGUUUAGGGCGCCUGGGUGGCUCAGUUGGUUGAGCGACUGCCUUUGGCUCAGGUCAUGAUCCUGGA
This is a messenger RNA of Neomonachus schauinslandi (Hawaiian monk seal), 1373 nucleotides long. RefSeq names its product short chain dehydrogenase/reductase family 42E, member 1 (gene SDR42E1). Gene Ontology annotation, molecular function: 3-beta-hydroxy-Delta5-steroid dehydrogenase (NAD+) activity. The record is from RefSeq and is a predicted model, not a curated record. Lineage: Eukaryota; Metazoa; Chordata; Mammalia; Carnivora; Phocidae. Gene Ontology annotation, biological process: steroid biosynthetic process.